AUGCGAGAGCCCUCUGAGAAGACCAAGCAGGCGAAGAAAGCUAAGCUGGGAGAAACAUCUGGAUCAAGACCCAUAGUGCCUCUGGUUGUCUCUCCAGGUAAGUCUGUGUCUCUCCCUCCCUCUGUAAAAAUUAAACCCAUUGCUUCUUCUCUCCCUCAAACAAACCAUAUAUACACCACUGCUGACACUCCCCCCUCAACCACCAGAUCCUCUAACCUACCAUCUCAAAAAUCCAACCUUGCCACCACAACUCUACCUGUUUCAGAAGCAGAAAUGCUAAAUGAAACCACCUCCCCAUCUUCAUCACCAUCUCCUCAAUCCCCACCUUACUACGAACUUCCAUCAGACACUGAACCAUCUGACCCUCACUCCCCCACUCUGGCUCAACUCCAAGACCAUGCUUUGGCCUCUCAAAAGCCAUCAUAUCCUAACCCUGAACCUGAAGUCACUUCCCCACCUCUGGAAAAUCCAAACAUAACCCCAUCUGAACCAAUCCACUCUGAAUCACAACCAUCUGAACCAACACACUCUGACAUACCACAACCCAUAACUUCUGCUGACCCAACAACUCCCACACUUAACCUAAGUGCCACCACCUCACCCUCCCAAGCCUCUGCCAAUGAACCAGAAACUACCCUUCUGACCCUUGAAGAAGCAAUUAAGAGAAUCAGAGAAGCUGAAGCAAAGGCUAUUGCUGACGCUGAUGCUGAGGCAAAAGCCAAAGCCAAUGCUGAAGAAGCAACGCGCCUUGCUGAAGAGUCUGCUGCCAAAGCUAGAGAUGAUGCACUGACUCAGGAGGAGUCCUCCAACUCUGGAUUCAUCCCUCUGGUUUUGAAGACUCUCGAAGAACUGCAGAAAGAACAACAGAUAGUUCGAGCCAGACUGAAUCAACAGGACUCUGUCAAUGUAAACAUUCAGAACAUGAUGUCCCAGCUUCUCCAGAGGAUGCCUCCGCCUCCAAACCCUUAG
Molecule: messenger RNA, 969 nt
Organism: Lathyrus oleraceus (garden pea)
Lineage: Eukaryota; Viridiplantae; Streptophyta; Magnoliopsida; Fabales; Fabaceae
Exons: 2
Coding region: 1-969 (322 amino acids)
Source: RefSeq, a predicted model, not a curated record